AUGCGAGUGUGGACGGGGUUCGGGGUGCGCGGUGCGGCGCGCGUGUGCCAGCCGAUUGUACGGCAUGUGUCUCCGGUGCGAUCUAUGGGUGCAAGCAUGCUGCGCACUGCGCCGAACGCAAUUUCCUCUAUGGCCGUGCCGAUUGCGGUCCAUGCGCGUCAUUUCCAAGACAUGGCCAACAAGACAGCACCUAGCACGCCCGCCCAGCCGAACGGCGAAAAGGGCUCUGAGAGUAAGGAUGAAAUGGAUAACUGGACCAUCAUUAAAAAGCUGCUUGCCUAUGUGUGGCCGAAAUCCAACAAAGGCACCAGGGUGCGUGUCUUGUUUGCCGUAUCAUUGCUCAUUGCGGGAAAGCUCCUCAAUAUCCAGGUUCCUUUCUUUUUCAAGUCCGUUGUUGAUGACAUAACCCAAGCAUUUUCUGAGCCGCUCGACGCGAGCAAUCCACGCACGAUUUGGGUUGUUGCCGGCGCAUCGAUUCUGGGCUUUGGCCUUGCGCGCAUCGGCGCGUCAGCCUUUUCCGAACUUCGCAAUGCUAUAUUUGCAAACGUCGCACAGCGCUCGAUCCGCACGAUUGCGGGCAAUGUAUUCACACAUCUGAUGCACAUGGACCUUGCUUGGCAUCUUUCGCGGCAAACGGGCGGAGUGACGCGUGCGAUUGACCGCGGAACCAAAGGCAUUAGCUUCCUCCUUUCUUCUAUUGUCUUUCACAUUGUUCCCACUGCGCUGGAGAUUUCACUGGUGUGCGGCGUACUUUCAUACAAGUACGGACCAUCGUUUGCGGCCGUCGCCGGCACUACGAUGCUUGCUUACGCCUACUUUACCAUCCGCACAACCAGCUGGCGCACUCAAUUCCGGCGCCAGGCGAAUGCCGCUGAUCAGCGCGCAGCGACGGUGAGUCUUGACUCGCUUUUAAACUACGAGGCGGUCAAGUACUUUAACAACGAGUCGCACGAGAUUGCUAAGUACGACGCCGCGAUGAAGGACUACGAAAAAGCGAGUGUCCGGAUCGCGACGAGUCUUGCCGCGCUGAAUACCGGACAAAACGUUAUAUUCUCCACGAGCCUGACCUUGAUGAUGUACAUGGCCGCACAAGGCAUCGCGCAAGGGACUAUGACGGUGGGCGAUCUUGUCAUGGUCAACCAGCUCGUGUUCCAGCUCUCGCUCCCGCUCAACUUUUUGGGAUCAGUGUACCGCGAUCUGCGGCAGAGUCUGACGGACAUGGAAUCGCUCUUCAAGCUCCAGGCGCAGCCCACGGCGAUUGACGCCAAGGCGAACGCUCCGCCGCUGGCUGUGCCGCGCGGCGAGAUCCGCUUCGAAAACGUGACAUUUGGCUACUACCGAGACCGCCCCAUUUUGCAAAACUGCUCGUUUACUAUUCCCGCAGGACACAAGACUGCAAUUGUAGGGCCAAGUGGCAGCGGAAAGUCGACCAUCUUCCGCCUCCUCUUCCGCUUCUUUGAGCCUCAGAGCGGCGAGAUAUACAUCGACGGGCAAAGGAUCAGUGAGGUGUCGCUUGAGAGUUUGCGGACUGCCAUCGGUGUCGUGCCGCAGGAGACGCCCCUUUUUAAUGAUACGAUUUGGGAGAAUCUGCGGUACGGCAGGCUGAGUGCUUCGAACGAAGAAGUUAUGCAAGCAGCGCGGCUCGCACGAAUCGACAAGUUUAUUGGGAGUUUGCCGCAAGGGUACGAGACAAAGGUUGGCGAGCGUGGACUUAUGAUAUCUGGAGGAGAGAAGCAGCGCUUGGCAAUAGCGCGUCUCUUGCUCAAGAACCCAGAUAUCUUGUUCUUUGACGAGGCUACCUCUUCGCUGGAUUCAGAAACCGAAACGGAGCUGAUGCGCAAUGUGAACGCCUUGCUGAAUGAUUUGCAGCACACGUCUGUUUUUAUUGCGCAUCGCUUGCGUACGGUCGAAGAUGCGGAUACGAUCCUUGUCUUUGCCGGCGGCAGCGUCGCCGAGCAAGGAAGCCACGAUCAGCUUAUGGCUAUCCAUGGCGCCUACUAUAAUUUGUGGAACGCACAGGUCACGAGCGUCCGUGCCGAAACGCAAGCGGCGCAAACGUACGACAAUGUGGAUGCAGGGGCGCGCGAAAAAACCCAGCAUGCACCCGAGCGUCGCGCCGGCAGCGCACCGACCAUAGCACAUAAAUCCGAUGCAUAG
Molecule: messenger RNA, 2157 nt
Organism: Malassezia vespertilionis
Lineage: Eukaryota; Fungi; Basidiomycota; Malasseziomycetes; Malasseziales; Malasseziaceae
Gene: ATM1
Product: Iron-sulfur clusters transporter atm1, mitochondrial
Exons: 1
Coding region: 1-2157 (718 amino acids)
Biological process (GO): intracellular iron ion homeostasis; transmembrane transport
Cellular component (GO): mitochondrial inner membrane
Molecular function (GO): ABC-type transporter activity; ATP binding; ATP hydrolysis activity
Source: RefSeq, a predicted model, not a curated record